Hibiscus syriacus is the source of this 1798-nucleotide messenger RNA. RefSeq names its product probable pectinesterase/pectinesterase inhibitor 21. The transcript is spliced from 2 exons. Gene Ontology annotation, biological process: cell wall modification. The coding region runs from base 1 to 1689 and encodes 562 amino acids. Lineage: Eukaryota; Viridiplantae; Streptophyta; Magnoliopsida; Malvales; Malvaceae. Gene Ontology annotation, molecular function: pectinesterase activity; pectinesterase inhibitor activity. The record is from RefSeq and is a predicted model, not a curated record.
AUGGGAAAAGCACCAGCAAUCAUCGGUGUUUGUUCAGUCAUAUUGGUGGCCAUGGUGGUAGCCGUGGCGGUCGGUGUUAGCCGCCGUAACGGUGGCAAGGAAGGAGGUGGCGAAGAGCCAGUGACAUCCAAUAAGGCGGUGAAAUCCCUUUGCCAACCUAUUGAUUACAAAAAAGAAUGCGAAGAGAGCCUCAAGGACACCAACUCAACCGACCCCAAAGAGCUAAUCAGGGCCGGCUUCCAAGCUGCAAUCCACGAGAUACAGAGGGUCGUCAACAACUCCGGCACCGUUAAACGAGCGGCCAAAGAUCCGAUGACACGUCAAGCAGUCGAUAGUUGCGAAGAGCUGAUGGGAUACGCGAUCGACGACCUACACAACUCGUUCAACGAACUAGGCGCAUUCGACGUUAGCAGGCUAAACGAAUACAUCGAGAACCUCAAGAUAUGGAUGGGAGGCGCCAUCACGUAUCAACAAACAUGCUUGGACGGGUUCAUUAAUGUGUCGACCGACGCCGGCGAGAAAAUGAGACAAUUAUUGAGCACUUCACAAAAGCUAACCAUCAAUGGCCUAGCCAUGGUUAGUGACAUUUCGAAAAUCGUCGGUAACUUAAACAUUCAAGGGUUGGGAAAAGGUGACAAAGCCGGUGCUAAACGUAAGCUAAUGGCUAAAGAAGGGUUCCCUGUGUGGGUUAGUUUUAGGCAACGGAUGUUAUUGCAGCAAAAUCCGUCGGAAAUAAAAUCUAAUGUUAUCGUCGCUAAAGAUGGUAGUGGCAAAUAUAUUACCAUCAAUGAAGCUUUGAAAGAAGUCCCUAAGAAAAGUCCUGCCCCGUUUGUGAUAUACAUUAAGGCCGGCGUUUACAAUGAACAGGUUAUUGUCGAGAAGCACAUGCAUAAUGUCGUGUUCGUCGGAGACGGACCGACGAAGACCAUCAUCACCGGUAACUUGAACUUUGCCGACGGCACUAUCACAUUCAAGACCGCAACUGUUGGUAUUUCCGGUCUGAAAUUUAUGGCCAAGGACAUGGGUUUCCAGAACAGUGCGGGAGCUAUUAAGCACCAAGCGGUGGCUGUUAAGGUUCAAGGUGAUCAGUCCAUCUUCUAUAACUGUCAAUUUGACGGCUACCAAGACACUCUUUACGCCCAUAGUCAUCGACAAUAUUACCGGGACUGUAGCAUCUCUGGCACUAUCGAUUUCAUCUUCGGCAACUCGGCUUCCGUCUACCAGAACUGCAAACUCAUCGUUCGGAAACCGCUCGACAAUCAGCAAUGCAUCAUCACAGCUCAAGGACGGUCGGACAACCGCGAGGCUUCCGGCUUCGUCCUCCAGAACUGCACCAUCACCGGCGAUCCAGACUACCUCCCGGUGAAGGCGAGAAGCAAAACGCACCUCGGUCGGCCGUGGAGACUGUGUUCGAGGACCAUCAUCAUGCAAUCUCAGAUGGACGACAUCGUCACACCCGAGGGAUGGAUGCCGUGGAACGGCGACUUCGCACUCGAUACCCUAUUUUACGCCGAGUACAACAACCGGGGACCAGGCGCCGAUAAGACACGGAGGGUUAAAUGGAAAGGUAUCCAACAGAUAAACGAGGCUCAAGCCCAGGAAUUCACGGCCGGCGUGUUCUUACGCGGUGAGGAGUGGAUCCAGAACUCCGGGGUGCCUUACACCGCCGGCAUGAUUCCUGGUCUGUAGGGAUCCGAUCAAAAUACAUAUAUGAAACCUAUGAUUAAGUAUUUAUGCAUGGUUUCGCAACGUUGGUGCAUAAUAAAACCAAACGUUGCUUAGAACAAAGAGAAUAAAA